AUGGCCGCCAGUGAUCAAUCGGGUGACGAUUCCCUAUAUCCUAUAGCUGUAUUAAUUGAUGAACUUAAAAAUGAGGAUGUUCAGUUGAGGUUAAACUCUCUAAAAAAGCUUUCAACCAUAGCACUUGCACUGGGUGUAGAAAGAACAAGAAGAGAAUUAAUUCCUUUUUUGACAGAGACAAUUUAUGAUGAAGAUGAAGUAUUAUUAGCUCUUGCUGAGCAACUUGGAAAUUUUACUAACCUAAUAGGUGGUCCAGAAUAUGUUCACUGUCUUCUGCCUCCACUCGAAUCUUUGGCUAUGGUUGAAGAAACAGUUGUAAGAGAUAAAGCUGUUGAAUCAUUGAGAAUUAUCUCGGCACAGCAUAGUCCGAGUGAUUUGGAAGCACAUUUUGUACCUCUGGUUCAAAGACUUGCUGUGGGUGAUUGGUUUACUUGCAGGACAUCUGCAUGCGCCCUAUUUUCUGUUUCUUAUCCAAGAGUGAGUUCUGCUGUUAAAGCAGAUCUGAGAUCUCAUUUUCGAACACUCUGUCAAGAUGACACUCCAAUGGUACGUCGAGCAGCAGCUUGUAAAUUAGGAGAAUUUGCCAAAGUUGUCGAAUUGGAAUAUCUCAAGUGUGAAUUGAUUCCAAUGUUUGUGUCUUUAUCCCAAGAUGAACAGGAUUCAGUGAGGUUACUCGCAGUUGAUGCAUGUGUUACAAUUGCAACAUUAUUACCCCAAGAAGAUGUCGAGCAACUAGUUAUGCCUACUCUUCGUUUGUGUGUGGGUGAUACUUCUUGGAGGGUCAGGUACAUGGUCGCUGAUAAAUUCACAGAACUUCAAAAGGCUGUUGGUCCGGAAAUCACUAAAACAGAUUUAGUUCAAGCUUUUCAAGCUUUAUUGAAAGAUGUAGAGGCAGAGGUACGAGCAGCAGCGGCCAAUAAAGUAAAAGAUUUUUGCCAAAAUUUGGAUUCAGCCCAACAGGAAGCAAUUAUCAUGAGCAAUAUUUUGCCAUGUGUUAAAGAAUUAGUAGCAGAUCCUAAUCAACACGUGAAAAGUGCUUUAGCAAGUGUUAUUAUGGGUCUCAGUCCGAUUCUUGGUAAACACAACACAAUCGAGCAUUUGCUGCCACUAUUUUUAUCUCAACUAAAGGACGAAUGCCCGGAAGUUCGUCUUAAUAUCAUUUCGAAUUUGGAUUGCGUAAAUGAAGUCAUAGGAAUUCAACAGUUGUCGCAAUCAUUACUUCCAGCUAUUGUAGAAUUAGCAGAAGAUUCAAAAUGGCGCGUCCGUUUGGCUAUUAUUGAAUAUAUGCCACUGCUAGCGGGUCAACUUGGCGUUGAAUUUUUCGAUGAAAAAUUAAAUUCUUUAUGCAUGACUUGGCUCGUGGAUCACGUCUACGCCAUAAGAGAGGCUGCUACGUUGAAUCUAAAAAAAUUAGUUGAAAAAUUCGGUCCUGAUUGGGCGCAAAACACGGUCAUACCAAAAGUGUUAGCCAUGUCACGCGAUCAAAAUUACCUCCACAGAAUGACGUGUUUGUUCUCCGUCAACGUUCUCGCUGAAGCUUGCGGAGCCGACAUAACGGCCAAGCACAUGCUUCCGACGGUCAUAAACAUGGCUGCCGACAAUGUACCUAACGUGAGAUUUAAUGUAGCUAAAACUCUACAAACCAUCGGACCGAUUCUCGAUCAAAAAAAGAAAGAAAAAAAAAAAUUUUUUUUUUUUUGA
Molecule: messenger RNA, 1701 nt
Organism: Pediculus humanus corporis (human body louse)
Lineage: Eukaryota; Metazoa; Arthropoda; Insecta; Psocodea; Pediculidae
Product: serine/threonine-protein phosphatase PP2A 65 kDa regulatory subunit, putative
Exons: 8
Coding region: 1-1701 (566 amino acids)
Biological process (GO): protein dephosphorylation
Cellular component (GO): protein phosphatase type 2A complex; cytoplasm
Molecular function (GO): protein binding; protein phosphatase regulator activity
Source: RefSeq, a predicted model, not a curated record